Molecule: messenger RNA, 1096 nt
Organism: Misgurnus anguillicaudatus (oriental weatherfish)
Lineage: Eukaryota; Metazoa; Chordata; Actinopteri; Cypriniformes; Cobitidae
Source: RefSeq, a predicted model, not a curated record
UUCCGGUAAAAGGAGUCUCUCAAGGCUCGCGACAAAAUGGCGACAAUGACAGCCUUGACUGCUAUUCUGUCCGUUCUUUCUACUAUAACGCUAUUAUGUACACAGUUUGGCGAAUGCAACAAUGGUCGAAGGUCAGGAGAUGGUGUGGACACAGAGUUUAGCGGAUUUUCUGUGCCACUCGAGCACUCCUUUGAAGUGGAUGAUGUCCCCAGAUUUCGCCUUCGUGGUGCUCUACAGUUCAGGGGUGGAAGAGAGAGCACUGUGCAUCUCUCGCAAAACCAGCUCUCUGAGAAAGAUAUGAAUACACUGAAGGAUGUGGCAGCAGUUGAUGGCUUAUACAGGAUCCGAGUCCCUAGAGUAAAUCUGCAGGCAGACCGGCAGACAGAGAAACAAUCUGAUGGUUACCUUACUGCAUUCGUCAGAGCUUGUUCAUUAGUGGAGUCCCAUCUCAGUGAUGUCAUCACUCUUCACACUGAUGUCAGCGGAUAUGUUAUCGGUAUUUCCAUAGUGACAGUCCCCGGCUCAUGUCGUGGGAUAGAGGUGGAAGAUGAAGUUGACCUGGAAGUCUUUAACACAACUAUAAGCGUUGUGGCACCAGUCAAUGCACCUGGACCUGAAACGGCACCUUUCAUUGAGAGGAUGGAACAGGAAAUGGAAAAGAAAGGAAAAAACCCACAAGAGCAGAAAUCUUUCUUUGCUAAAUAUUGGUAUUUGAUUCUGGGAGGUGCAGUGUUCCUCAUGGCCACCAAUUCAGCACAAACCCCACCAGGGGGCGCCAGAGAGCAGAGCUGAUUUCCAUUCAUUUCAAUGGAUGUAUAUCGUCCCGCUUGUUCUUUUCCUGAUGAUGUCCGGAGCUCAGGAUCAGUCUGGAGGCGGAGCCGGAGGAGGUGCAGCCAAUGGUGGAGGGCGAUAAUUUCCACAGCAACCAAUACUCAUGUGAUGUACAUAAUAAUUUAAAAAUAACACGCGUACAUGCAGAAACGAAGGAUUGUUUUUUAGAGAAAUAUUGUUAACUUAUAACUGCAUUCUUGGAUUUCAUUUGUACUACUGAUUUAAUAAAACAUUUGAUGACUAUUUAAAGUUAUCACUACAGUUA